Messenger RNA from Effrenium voratum, 152 nucleotides. The record is from the annotation of a GenBank genome assembly. NCBI's taxonomy places the organism in Eukaryota, Dinophyceae, Suessiales, Symbiodiniaceae.
GCAGCUGAUGCACAAGCCCAGGAUGCCAAUGUCCAACCUUCGAAAGAAGCAGACGAGGCACUGCCAAAGCAGGGUGGAAUUGCAGGUGCUGCCAUGGACAUGGAAAAGCCCGAUGCCCUAAAGGCAGAUCGGGGCUUGGCUGGACCAGUGCC